Molecule: messenger RNA, 1220 nt
Organism: Prorocentrum cordatum
Lineage: Eukaryota; Dinophyceae; Prorocentrales; Prorocentraceae
Source: the annotation of a GenBank genome assembly
AGCCCCUACGGGAACCCGAGACAGUUGUCCCCAUCCCGCUCUGGCCGGAAGCCGCCGGCAGCGCGGCGAAAGAGCGAUGGGCCCCGCCGCGUUCCUGGCGGCGCUCACAGCGGUGACCGGCGCGCAGGCGUUCCAUCACCCAGCUGCCCUGUCGCCGCAAGCGGUGGCGGUGUCCGCAGUGGGCGCUGGCCGCCGGGCCCCGCGCGACUCGGCCGCCUCGGCCGAGGCCGCCUCCGCCGCGGGCCGCGCGGGGCUGUGCCUGGCCUGUGGCGCCGCCGCCGCGCUGGCCGCCCGCGGCGCGGCCCGCGGGCGCACGGCGAUGGGCUUCUACAAGAGGAUGGGCGGUUAUGGCAAGAAGGACUAUGCGGCCAUCUUCGGCCCGCAGUACAACGGGCCGAAGAUCGACUACAUCAUCAUGCGGGGCCCCCGCCUGGGCAGGCCGAGGAACGGCGAGCAGCGCACCGUCCCGAAGCUCAGCGGCGGCUCCUUCGACAAGCGCAAGGAUAUCAUGAAGUGCCUGACGACCGCGGUGGUCAACACGGGCGCAUCAAGACGACCUACGCCAGGGCGCUGGGCGUGCAGAGCUUCAUCGACAGGAUGAUCGUCUUGGCGAAGCGCGGCGACGACCUGUCUCGCCGCGAGGCCGAGGAGUGGAUGGUGGACUCGAGCCUGGUCGAGAACCUCUUCAAGCUGGCGCCUGAACGCUACGGCGAUAAGGGCAAGGACUUCACGCAGGUUACCCGCACGAUGGGCAAGCGUGGCGCGGAGAUGGCGUACAUCGAGCUCGUGUGAGUGUCCUGGCGUAGAGUUGGUCCUCUUCCUACACCUGCUCCUCCCCCUGAAUGUUGUGAUGGAUGGUCAUGAAGGCAAGCCUCCUGACUAGAAUGAGCGGCAGUUUGAAUCGUCAGAUGGUCCAUCAGUUGUUGUUACCCAAGGCUCUCACCGAUGGGAGCUCAGACUCCGGCAGUUCGAACGACGUCAGCACUGAAGCCUGGGUUAAACCUGGGAGGCUCUUGCACUCACCCUUGCUUGGCCUCCAGCGAGGGAAGAGUCGCCUUCUCCGCCUCAGCUCGUUCGUGCGCAGAUAACGGGAUGGGGGACCACAGACGCAAGGACUUGGUCGUGGGGCAAUGCUGAGGGCACAGUCCCUUGUGAAUUCGCUUCAGCUGCGGCUUGGAAACUGUAGCAGCAGGCUUCGACAGUAGGAGGAGGAUCGGGAG